Camarhynchus parvulus is the source of this 1324-nucleotide messenger RNA. It is a transcript of the gene POLR3GL, whose product is annotated as RNA polymerase III subunit G like. Gene Ontology annotation, cellular component: RNA polymerase III complex. NCBI's taxonomy places the organism in Eukaryota, Metazoa, Chordata, Aves, Passeriformes, Thraupidae. The coding region runs from base 117 to 764 and encodes 215 amino acids. The record is from RefSeq and is a predicted model, not a curated record. Gene Ontology annotation, biological process: transcription by RNA polymerase III. The transcript is spliced from 8 exons.
CGCGCGCACGUGGGGAGCGAGUGCGCUUGCGCAGAGCGGGACCGGUACCGGGAGCGACACCGGGAGCGACACCGGGAGCACGAGGGGACUCCGGGACUGGGCGUGCCGGGCUCGGCAUGGCGGGCCGGGGCCGCGGCCGGGGCCGGGGGCAGAUGACGUUUAACGUGGAAGCCGUGGGCAUCGGCAAGGGGGACGCGCUGCCGCCGCCCACCCUGCAGCCCUCGCCGCUCUUCCCGGCGCUGGAGCGCCGCGCCGCGCCCCUGCCCGGCGGCGAGGAGGGCGAGUACAUGCUGGCGCUGAAGCAGGAGCUGCGCCGCGCCAUGAAGGGGCUCCCGUACUUCGUCAAACCGGGGGCGCCCCGCAGAGACAUCGAGCGCUACUCGGACAAGUACCAGCUCUCCAGCCCCGUGGACAACGCCAUCGACUGGAGCCCAGACUGGCGGCGGCUCCCGCGGGAGUUGAGGAUCCGCGUGCGGCGCCCACGCAGGGGCCGGACCCCCGGCCCUGUCCCCAAGCAGCAGCAGGUGGCCCUGGACAAGGAGGAGGCCAUCAAGAAGCUGGAGAGCCUGGAGAAGAAGGAGGAGGAGGUGACGUCAGAGGAGGAAGAGGAGAAGGAGGAGGAAGAAGAAGGGAAGGAGGAGGAGGAGGAGGAGUACGAUGAGGAGGAGCACGAAGAGGAGACCGACUACGUCCUGUCCUACUUCGACAACGGGGAGAGCUUCGGGCCCGACAGCGACGACAACGGCGACGAGGCCGUGUACUGACCCCAAAACAGCGGGCACUGACCCCAAAACAAUGGGCACUGACCCCAAAAAUGGGCACCCCAAAAUGGGCACUGACCCCAAAACGGGCACUGACCCCAAAACGGGCACUGACCCCAAACGGGCACUGACCCCAAAAACGGGCACUGCCCCACAGCCCUGGCACAGCAGGGGUGCCCUCACCUCCCCAGGGGACACCCUCAUAUCCCUUGGGGACAUUGGGGUGACACUGGGGUCCCUGUCCUUUCCUUGGGGACCUUGGGGUCCCCCUGGGAACAUUGGGGUGACAUUGGGGUCCCUGUUACACCCUUGGGGACAUUGGGGUCACAUUGGGGUCCCUGUUCCCCCCCUUGGGGACAGUGGGGUGACAUUGGGGUCCCUGUUAUCCCUUGGGGACAUUGGGGUGACAUUGGGGUCCCUGUCCCUCCCUUGGGGACAUUGGGGUGACAUUGGGGUCCCUGUCCCCCCCUUGGGUACAUUGGGGUGACAUUGGGUUCCCUAUUAUCCCCUGGGGACAUUGGGGUGACAUUGGGGUCCCUGUCUUCCCCUUGGGGACAUUGGGG